Molecule: messenger RNA, 2226 nt
Organism: Daphnia pulex (common water flea)
Lineage: Eukaryota; Metazoa; Arthropoda; Branchiopoda; Diplostraca; Daphniidae
Product: extensin-2-like
Exons: 3
Coding region: 148-2085 (645 amino acids)
Source: RefSeq, a predicted model, not a curated record
CAGCGGCGCGAAUUUUGGGGUAAUGUUGGGGUAUAAAAGACGGGAGUAGAGGCUAUUGAAAUCAGUCGAGUUCGCCUUUUCGACACGUCAACAGGAGCACUUAGUCUAUCUGUCAUUUACUGUGCCAUCAAAUUUCAACCUGUUGCCAUGGCUAACUUUGCCAUCACGUUGCUGCUAGCUGUUGUCUCGAUGCUGGCUGGAUCUACUAAGGGUGGACCAAUGGGCUCAUCUUCUGCAUCAAGUAGCUAUUACCAGACCACAACAACGAAAGAGUACCACACCACCAAGAAAGCUGAAUACUACACGACGACUUACGCUGCUCCCAGCUACUACACUGAGGCCCCGAAGUACUACACCACUAAAGCGCCAGAGUACUACACCACGACGUAUGCAGCUCCUACCUAUUACACCGAGGCCCCGAAGUACUACACCACCAAAGCUACCGAGUACUACACCACGGCUUCCUACUAUACAACAAAGGCGCCCGAGUAUUACACCACAAAGAAGGUCGAGUACUACACAACAACCUACGCUGCCCCUAGCUACUACACCGAGGCUCCGAAGUAUUACACCACCGAGGCUCCAAAUUACUACACCACAACGUAUGCGCCUCCUAGUUAUUACACCGAGGCUCCAAAGUACUACACCACCAAGGCACCCGAGUACUACACAACACCGGCGCCUUACUACACCACGACCUACGCAGCUCCCAGCUACUAUACCGACGCUCCCAAGUACUACACCACCAAGGCACCUGAAUACUACACUGAGGCUCCAAAGUACUACCCGGCUCCAAGCUACACCACCACAGCGGCUCCUUACUACACCACUGAAGCUGCUAAGUAUUACGUAGCCCCAACUUACUACACCGCUGCUGCUCCGUCUUACUAUGUUGAGCCAACUUACUACACCGAGGCUCCGCAGUAUUACUCAGCUCCCAGCUACUACGAAACCGAGGCACCAAAGUACUACACAACUGCCGCCCCAAGCUACUACACCGAAGCCCCUAAGUAUUAUGCUGCCCCGAGCUAUUACCAGACUGAAGCGCCCGUUUAUUAUACUAAAGCUCCCGAGUACUACACCACUGCUUCCUACUACACCACAAAAGCCGCCGAGUACUACACAACUGCCCCCUACUACACCACCAAGGCUCCAGAGUACUAUACUACGACCUACGCAGCCCCUAGCUACUACACAGAGGCCCCAAAGUACUACACCACCAAGGCACCUGAAUACUACACCGAGGCCCCGAAGUAUUACUCAGCUCCAAGCUACGCCACUACAGCUGCUCCUUACUACACCACUGAAGCUGCCAAGUAUUACGUAGCCCCGACUUACUACCCCACUGCUGCCCCAUCUUACUAUGUUGAGCCAACUUACUACACCGAAGCACCUCAAUACUACGCUGCUCCCAGCUACACCACCAAGUCUCCAGAAUACUACACCACUGCUGCCUACUACACCACAAAGGCACCUGAGUACUACACAACUCCGGCUCCUUACUACACUACGACUUAUGCAGCUCCUUCUUACUACACUGAGGCCCCCAAGUAUUACACCACCAAAGCAGCCGAGUACUAUACAACUGCCUCUUACUACACCACUAAGGCGCCAGAAUACUACACCACCAAGAAAGCUGAAUACUACACUACUCCGGCACCUUACUACAGCACUACGACCUACGCUGCUCCCAGCUACUACACCGAGGCUCCCAAGUACUACACCGAGGCUCCCAAGUACUACACCACUGCUGCUUACUACACCACCAAGGCUCCCGAGUACUAUACAACUCCGGCUCCUUACUACACUACGACCUAUGCAUCCCCUACCUACUAUACUGAAGCCCCCAAGUACUACACCACCAAAGCAGCUUCGGAGUACUAUACAACUGUCUCCUACUACACCACCAAGAAAGCUGAAUACUACACUACUCCAGAUCCCAUGUAUUACGCUGAGCCAACUUACACCAACAGGGCUGCGGAAUAUUACACCACAACGUACGCAGCUCCAGGGUACUACAAAGAGGACCCAAAAUACUACACCACCUCUGCUCCUUCAUACUACGUCGAGACUUCAAAAUAUUAGUUGUAAUUGAGUUUGUUAUAUGUUGAUUUCUGAUCUUAUUCUAUUUUUGUUAGUUAAAUACCUAUUUGCCCGCAAAUGAGCUUUCCGGAGCUUAUAAGUUAUGAUUGUCGGAAAUUAAAAUAUUGAAUUACCUUAAAAAAA